CAAUUAUUCUUUUGGCAAAUUUGUUAAGUUUUGUUACUGAGAAUAUUUCUUUAAAUGCUGGUCCAGCUAUCGCAGGGUUAUUAAAUGCAACUUUUAGCAAUGUAACAGAAUUAAUCAUUUCUAUUUUUGCUUUGCAUGCUAAAGAAAUAAAAAUAGUUCAGUCUUCGAUGUUAGGAUCGAUUAUUUCAAAUAUUUUAUUAGUGUUAGGGACAUGUUUUCUUGCAGGAGGCAUUAAGUAUAAGAUACAAAAAUUUAAUCAAACUGCUGCUCAGACUAGUUUGAGUUUGAUGACCUUGGCUUGUAUAAGUUUAAUAAUUCCUGCUACAUUUAACAUUUCUUUUAGCAAUGACAAUAAAGAAACUUUGGAACAAUUUUUGAUCCAAGAUAAGAAACAAGCUGAAGUGCCACAAUUAUCUCUUAUAUCUUCUAUUAUUUUUUUAAUCAUUAUAACUGGUCUUAUUUCUUUAUCUUCUGAAUUUUUAGUUAAUUCAUUUGAAAAAGUGCAUGUCACUGCUGUUAUUGUAGCAAGAAAAGAUAAAAUAAAUAUAGCAAUUAAUAUAGCUAUUGGUUCUUCUAUGUUCAGAAAUUCAUUAACUGUGCAAAUUGAAUAUUAUGUUAAAGGUAUUUACGGUACUAAGAAAAAAAAUCCCUUAUAUGAAGCUUUGUCGUGGAUCAUUUCACAACAAACAAAGAAGUUAGAUAAUGGUUCGUUUAUUGUUCAACCUGCUAAUAAUAAAAAGUAUGAAAUAUAUGAAAUACCAGAUUUUAUCAUUUUGCCUGAAAAGAAACAACAAAUUAGUAUAGAGUACAGAGGUCGUAAAUUCAACGUCAUAUAUAAACUACAAGAAAAUAACAAAAACAAUAAUCAAAAUUAUCCUAGACCUCAAUUAUACUAUAAAGAAUCUGAUUCAGUGUCUUCUAUUUUUUUAUCAAUUAUCAAUGAUGGCCCAAGUCUAAAUAACAGACUUGAUGUUAAUACAAUUACUGAGUUCAUUAGUGAAGUGACAAACUUGAAUAGUUUAGAAACUGUUGUUUUAGAUGAACCAAAAGAAGAAUUACUAAAAAAAGAAUUAGACUCUUUUAUUAAUGACAAAGAGUUUUACAAAAGAAUUAAUCUCUAUUAUCUUAAUUUUAAAAAAAUUAAAAAUGAUAAUGAUAUGAGCACUGCUUUUAGUUCUGUUCUAUCGAAUCAAAUAAUUGUUCUUGAAGAUGUUGAUACACAAUCAAAUAUUCUUUUUAAAAGAGGUGACUUAUUUUUAUUUAUUAGUUUAUCUAAUUUUCUUGGAUAUUUGGAUGGGCAAAUAUUAUCAGAAGGCACAAUAAUUAUCAUAACGACUAAUCAUAUUGAAAAACUUGAUCCCGCAUGUAUUCGCCCCAGUCACAUGGACGUUCAUUUGGAUCUUGGAUAUUGUACGCAUUACCAAAUUAGAAAGAUGUAUCAGAAUAUUACCAAUAUGAAUUUUUCAGAAGAUAUCUUAGAACAAAUUUCAGAAUUAUUGUUACCCCCUUGCGAU
Messenger RNA from Racocetra persica, 1514 nucleotides. The record is from the annotation of a GenBank genome assembly. NCBI's taxonomy places the organism in Eukaryota, Fungi, Glomeromycota, Glomeromycetes, Diversisporales, Gigasporaceae.